AUGAUGAACGAACAGCAGCAAAGACGCAUAUUGAGCUGGCUAGAAGAAGAUGCCGAUGAUAUUCUCGGUGGUGAUGAUGAGGAAAAUGAAACCGGAGUGUUUCCUGAUCAAGUGAGUGAGCAUGACACUGACUCAGAACCAGAAUGUGACAAUGAUUUGCAUCAGGUAUUUUCGAAUUAUAAUGAAUCUUUGGAAAUGCCAAACGAAGAGCACUUGAGUUUGCGAUUAGUGAACGAAUCUAUGGAAGUUCUCGAAUCAGCGUUCAGUGAUGGUAAUGAAGAACCAUUGAUAAAUAUUUCGUCCAGUAACUUUUACAUAGUAGAAAAAUUGGAGAGAAACGGCACCAGUAGAAUUAUUUGCAAAUGGAGAAAGACACUGUACCCACAAGUCGCUAGAACAAGAAGACAUAAUAUAGUUACGAAACAACCAGGUCCACAAGGUGCAGCGUAUGAGGUGUCUAGUCCCUUAGAGUCUUGGCUCCCGUUUUUGGAUAUAAAUAUGUUGCAACAUGUUGUCGACUGCACAAACAUAAAGAUAACAUACAUGCAGUUCAACUAUGAGAGAUCAAGAGAUGCUGAGCACACCAACUUGAUUGAACUGAAGGCUUUGAUCAGUAUUAUGUGUUUGAUUGAAAUCCGUAAGGCGUCUCAUACUUCGGUCGAUGAUAUUUGGAUGGCUGACGGUACCGAAAUCGAUAAAUGUCGAGCUGUCAUGUCUAAGCAAAGAUUUCAGUUUUACAAAGAAAGAAGCACAGUUAAUAAACUAGCGCCGAUAAGAGAAAUUUAUGAAUCUUUUGUCAAGAAUUGUGACACAUGUUACAAAAAUAAUGAAAAUGUUACCUUGGACGAAAUGUUAGAGAGUUUCAGAGGCUCCGCCGUCGCCAAUAUAUGCCUAACAAACCUGUAA
This is a messenger RNA of Parnassius apollo (apollo), 906 nucleotides long. NCBI's taxonomy places the organism in Eukaryota, Metazoa, Arthropoda, Insecta, Lepidoptera, Papilionidae. The record is from the annotation of a GenBank genome assembly.